AUGUCAUUGCAGAACCUACAAACCUUCGACCCAUUCGCAGAGGAAAGCGAAUUAGGAAGUGAAGGGAAGUUCGUCCAUAUUCGUAUUCAACAGCGUAAUGGACGAAAAACAAUAACGACAGUUCAAGGACUUCCUGAGAAGUAUGACAAGAAAAAAAUCCUGAAGCAAUGUAAACGGGAGUUCGCCUGCAAUGGAACCGUUGUUCAACAUGAACAGUAUGUUAUCCAGCUCCAAGGUGAUCAGCGUGAUCAGAUGAAAAAGUUUUUGUGUGAAUGGAAAUUGGCCACCCCUGAGGGAGUGAAGCUACACGGAUUCUAA
Molecule: messenger RNA, 318 nt
Organism: Echinostoma caproni
Lineage: Eukaryota; Metazoa; Platyhelminthes; Trematoda; Plagiorchiida; Echinostomatidae
Source: the annotation of a GenBank genome assembly